Messenger RNA from Panicum hallii, 3115 nucleotides. Its product is annotated as putative disease resistance RPP13-like protein 2. The transcript has 2 exons. Gene Ontology annotation, molecular function: ADP binding. Gene Ontology annotation, biological process: defense response to other organism. The coding region runs from base 1 to 2841 and encodes 946 amino acids. The record is from RefSeq and is a predicted model, not a curated record. Lineage: Eukaryota; Viridiplantae; Streptophyta; Magnoliopsida; Poales; Poaceae.
AUGGCAUCUGCUUCCAUCACGUUCGUGCUGAUCCGGCUUGGGGAGCUGGCGGUGAAGGAGGCGGCGCUCCUCCGUGGCGUCGACGACGACAUCCGCCUGCUCCGGGACAAGCUCGAGUGGCUGCAGACGUUCAUCCAGCACGCGGACCACGAGCGCCGCACGGGGGCCAACAACUACAUCGGGCUCUGGGUGCGGCAGACGCGCGACGUCGCGUACGAGGUGGAGGACGUGCUGGAUGAGUUCCUGCGCAAGGCCGACCUCGAGCGGCUCGGCCUCCCCGCGUGGAAGAAGUGUCUCAAGCUCGCCACCACCUGCACCACGCAAGUCUCCGUCCGCCGUGUCCUCAGGGAUCGGAUGGACAGCAUCAAGAACAGGCUCAAGGAGAUCUCCGAGAACGUCGACAAGUACAAGAUCGAGAAGCUACAGUCGUCCACUUCGUCAGCGCAGAAUCCGACCAACUCCGCCGCCGCGUCGUGGGAUGAAGAAAAUAAGUUUGUUGGGUUCGAGAAAGAAUUCAAUGCCCUUAAAUGCCAGCUCCUCAAAGAUGAUAAGGAGAGAUCUGUCAUAGCAAUUGUUGGGGAGAGUGGCAUAGGCAAAUCUACACUUGCAUGGAAAGUCUAUGACAGUUCCGACAUCCGGUGUCACUUUCACCAACGUGUUUCAAUCAACAUUCCACCGCACAUCAGAGAUACUGACAUCUUAUACUUCAUCUACAAACGCCUUUGUCCUGAUGCUGAUGAUAAAAUGUCAUUAACCACAGAACAACUGCAUGCUUCUCUCUCUGAAAAAUUGAGGAAUAAAAGGUAUCUGAUAAUGGUGGAUGGGCUAGUCAACUUCACCAACUGGAACUCCGUGUUGCAUGGCCUACCGGACAAUGGGGAAUUAGGGAGUAGAAUUAUGAUCAUCACUCGUCUUGAGGACAAAGAAGCUGCAUAUGCUGACCCUAAAGUUUCACCACUCAGAAUAAAUUACCUUAAUGAGCAUGAGAGCAAAGACCUAUUUUGCCACAAAGUAUUUGGGAGCAAAAAUCAGUUCCACAAUAAGGUUUUCGGGAGCAAACCCUUGCUAAAAAAUGAAGAAGAGGAAAUGUUAGAGAUUUUUCACAAGGGUGUCUUUGAGAUUACGCAAGGCCUCCCCUUGGCAAUUGUUGUGCUUGCUGGGCUUCUUCGAACAAAAAGCUUCACGGAAUGGGACAAAGUGCUCUCACAACUUAAAACAAAUGAGAAGUCCAAACGAGUAAAGAGAAUAUUGGCACUAUGCUUCGAUGAUCUACCAAGCAGGUUGAAGUCAUGCUUCCUAUAUUUUGCAGGAAUGCCGGAGAAUCUAAUUUUCAAUGCCAGGCAUAUUGUGCGACUUUGGGUUGCCAAGGGGUUCUUGAAGCCAAAGAAGGGGAAGACCAUGGAGGACAUUGGACAGAGCUACCUCAAGGAGUUGAUCUCGAGAGGCAUGAUCAAUCUUGUGAGGAAGGAUCCCAGUGGCGGUGUUUGGCUUGUCACUAUUCAUGACCGCGUGCAUGCCUUUGCACAAUCAGAAGCACAUGAAGAAAGCUUCCUUGAGGUCCACGACAAUGCUGAUCUCCUUAUGCCUAAUUCAGUGCGACGCCUUUGCCUCCAUAACUAUAUGCAGUCACAUGUUCCUAUGGACACUUCAUUUCCCAAGCUAAGGUCCAUCUUAUGUGACUUCGCUGAAGAGAGGAAAACAAACUCAGUGAAGAAUCAUGGAGGUCACAAUGGCUUGCGCUAUCAUGGCCUCCAGUUUCUUCCAAGGUCCAAAUUUCUUCGGGUAGUUGAUCUCCGAGGAAUGCGGAUCAGGAAGGUACCAAGUGAAAUUGGGAACAUGGUCCAUAUAAGAUAUUUAGGCAUCAGGAGCCGCUCUCUUGUUCAUAUCCCUUCUUCAAUGGGGCGACUAAUCAAUCUCCAAACACUUGAUAUAACAAGAUCUAGGGUUGAGAAUGCUACACAGGCAUUCUGGGAGAUUCCAACGCUACGCCAUGUGAUGGCAAACAAGCUGAACUUGCCAAAAUCAGUUGGAGUGUUAAGCAACAUGCAAACGCUCACCGGCUUGGUGUGUACUGAUCCAUGGGAAAAAAACAUAAGCCCUUUGCACCACAUGAUUUAUCUUCGGCAUCUUGAGAUCUCAGGCCUGGGCUCUGGCCAUUGGGAGGCACUUGCAGAUGCCUUUCAGAAGCUGGAGGCACUUGUGUACCUGCACCUGGCUGCAAAACCUGAGGAUGAGAAAAUACCAUUCAUCCAGCUGACAAAAUUUACCCUUCAACGUCUACAAAUCCUUGAGCUGUACGGAAAGAUUGACAUGUCAAAUGCAGAUAUUGAAGAGCGGUACACAUUGCCAAACCUGAACAGGUUAGUGCUUAAGUUGUCAAUGGUGAAUCAAGAAUUCAUGGACAGGAUAGGUGAGCUACCAAACCUGAGGGAGCUAGUGUUAUCGAAAAAAUCGUAUGACGGCAGUAAGCUCAUGUUCUCCGACAGUGGAUUCAACAGCGUCACGAACCUUGUGAUGGCCGACCUGGAAGAUUUGGUAGAAUGGACAAUAAGGCCCAAGUCCAUUCCAAUGAUCAAAAGGAUUGCUCUAUCAGGAUUCACCAAGCUGAAUAUUAAGCUUGAGGGGAACCAGGGGCCACAAUGCCUGAAAGGCCUCAUGGACCAUCUAGAGGAAGUAGUGCUCUGCAACAUGCCUGACGACUUGACUGUCGAACCAGCAAACAGUGCCUUCAGUGAAAAGAUUAACUGUGUGGCCAUCAAAACAAAGAGCGAGGACAUAAUGGACGCCAUGCUGAGAGCUGGAAGAUGGAGGGAAAGUAUGGUAGCCGGGACACUGUACUAACACUAGGGCUCAUCUGCGCUUGAACUGCCUAUCUGCCCGGCUGUUAAAUGGAUGUGUGCCUAUGUUUUAUACAUAUUGUUGCGUUUGAAUUUAGAUUCACCAUGCAUUUCGUAGUCAUCUCCAUCAGGUUUACAUAUGAGAGUGCAGUUGCCGUGUGUGUGUGUGUGUGUGUGUGUUUAAGUAGUAGCAAUAUUACAAAGCAUGUGGAGUCCUCCUUUCAUGUUUUGCCUGUAGUAGUUUCCCUUCAAUCUGUGUUCAGAUAAAAUACGGCAUG